Thalassophryne amazonica is the source of this 1165-nucleotide messenger RNA. Its product is annotated as prohibitin-2-like. The record is from RefSeq and is a predicted model, not a curated record. NCBI's taxonomy places the organism in Eukaryota, Metazoa, Chordata, Actinopteri, Batrachoidiformes, Batrachoididae. Gene Ontology annotation, cellular component: membrane; mitochondrion. Gene Ontology annotation, biological process: mitochondrion organization. The coding region runs from base 70 to 987 and encodes 305 amino acids. The transcript is spliced from 10 exons.
AGUUUCAAAUGCUCAGAAAUAACUACACUUCCCAUUAGCCUUUGCGAUCGCCCUUGGUUAAACUGCAACAUGGCCAACAAGGAACCCAGUCGCUUUGCUCAGCAUCUUAAGGAUCUGGCAGGCCGGAUGUCUUCGGGUGGCAGGGGGGCUGGAUUAGGACUGAAGCUUCUACUUGCAGGUGGAGCGCUCGCAUAUGGUGUGAGGGAAGCCACCUACACAGUGGAGGGUGGUCACAGAGCCAUAAUAUUCAACAGGAUUGGAGGAAUGCAGAUGGACACUGUUUUAGCUGAGGGACUUCAUUUCAGGAUUCCAUGGUUCCAAUACCCAAUCAUCUAUGACAUCAGAGCCAGACCCAGGAAAAUCUCCUCUUUGACUGGCAGUAAAGAUCUCCAGAUGGUGAACAUUGCAGUGCGGGUGUUGUCCAGACCCAUAGCAUCCAACCUGCCAGUCCUAUACCAGCAACUUGGAAAAGACUAUGAUGAGAGAGUCCUGCCCUCUAUUGUCAAUGAGGUCCUGAAGUCUGUGGUGGCAAAGUUCAAUGCUUCCCAGCUCAUCACACAGAGAGCCCAGGUGUCACUGCUGGUGCGCAGAGAGCUUUUUGAGAGAGCCAAAGACUUUAACAUCAUUCUGGAUGAUGUAUCCAUCACUGAGCUCAGCUUCAGCACCCAGUACACUGCAGCUGUAGAGGCCAAGCAAGUCGCUCAGCAAGAGGCUCAGAGAGCCCAGUUCUAUGUGGAGAAAGCCAAACAGGACCAGAGACAGAAGAUCAUUCAGGCUGAGGGAGAAGCUGAAGCUGCCAGAAUGUUGGGCCAAGCAGUGACAAAGAACCCAGGCUAUUUGAAGCUGAGAAGAAUCAGAGCGGCACAGAACAUCGCUAAGACGGUGGCAACAUCCCAAAACAAGGUUUACCUCAACGCUGAUAGUUUGGUGCUCAACCUACAAGACCAGACUUCUUUUAACAACUUGUCUCUGGGCCUAAAGAAGUGAAGAGAAGAAAACCAACAGAACCUUCAGCAUCUCAGCACCCUCAGAAUGAAUGUCGAUAGUCCACUUCAGAGAUCUGCCGGCACGACGUGAUCAGUUUUCUUUUUCUUUGUAAUUGUCUGUUUUUCUAUAGAAGCUGUCAACAAAGCCUGAUCUCAGACUUCAGAAUAAACAAAUCUCU